AUGAUAUGUCCAGGUAUAUUUAAUUUUAUAAAUUUUAGAUGGAGUAAAAAUUGAUUCUAAAAAUAGAUCACAUAAUGUAAUGAAAUCUAAAUUAGAAAUUAAUAGAAUUAAUUAAUAAACUAUGUUAUGGAAUUUCUCUGUUCAUGUAUAAUCAUUAGAUCCUUUUUUAUCUGAUAAUUCUUACUAAUUUUUUAUUAAUAAUCAAAAACCUAAAAGAACUAUGUUAUGUUAAGAACCUUUAUCACCUUAAUGUAAAGAAAAUAAUGGCAAUUCAUCUACUAAAGCUUCAUGUUUUAAGACUGUAAAUUUAAAUGAAAUGUUCUUAAAAACAAGAGUUAUGCAAACUGAAAUUAAAACCUAUAUAAGAUAAGAAAAUGAUGUUAUUGCAUAAAAGAUUAAUAAUUUCUGUGCUGAAGAUUCUGUUAGAAUAUUUGUAACUUUUGGACAUAAAGUUUUAGAAACCUUUAUGAUUUAAACUAAUUUACUUAUGCAAAAUGAAAAAUGUUUUGGAGUAAUUGAUUGUAAUUAUUUUAUUUCUUAUUUUAGUGGAUAAAAGAUUAUUUAUAAGAGAUAAUGAUACAACAUAAUAAAAUAUUAAAAGAAAUCUAUCCAAAAUGCCAACUUUCAAAAAAGAUAUGAAAAAUGCAAAUGAGGAUCGUACUAUGACUACUAUCUUAUCCCAUAUUACCAAUUAAAGAUUUUAGGAAUGA
Paramecium primaurelia is the source of this 710-nucleotide messenger RNA. The record is from the annotation of a GenBank genome assembly. Lineage: Eukaryota; Ciliophora; Oligohymenophorea; Peniculida; Parameciidae.